AUGAUGAGCCCGCAGUAUGCAGUAUGGAAGGACGACGACGACUCAGUGAAGCUACAGCCGAUGGUCAUGCAUAUCCGUUCCUCCCCCUCAUGUGCCAAUUCAAGACACAGGUACGAUGAGCAUCAUCUCGGUGCAUGCUGUAUCGACUUGGACGAGGUUGCUUCUGAGGGUAUCUCCAUCGACACUUUCGCGUGCCUGGCGCGAUGUAAUGGUCUCGGUGCGCAUGUCUACAGGCCGCCCCUUAUGGAGGAUUCAUCGGAGUGCUCUACUACAGCGGUUGAUGCUGCCGACUCGGACGAUGCUGAUGAUCAUUUUCUACAAAGUUUCCGGGAGACGGUCGAAUCGUGGACAUCGGAUGGGAGGCUGCUACCAAGUUGUGGUGGUCUUGAGAAAGUUCUGGUAGUAUCCUACGACAGAGCAACUGUAGGCCAAACUGGCAAUGGACACUUCUCACCCAUCGGAGCCUACCACGCCUCGACUGACUCCGUGUUAGUCCUGGACGUUGCUAGAUUCAAAUACCCGCCGCAUUGGCUGAGCUUACCUAGGUUGGUGAAGGCUAUGUACCCUGUGGACAAGUCUACUGGCAAGCCUAGGGGAUAUAUAAUGUUGGAGAAACUAAGACCUGGCUCGCUCCCACCAGAGGCUGGUCCCAAGCUGUUAGCAUUGGCAUCUAUACCGACUUCAGCGACUGUUGCGCUGACGAAUGAAUUCCAUCGGGAGAUGCAACGCCAAUCUUCACAAGUCGAUCUGGUUACGAGACGAGUUAACUUAUCAUCGGAGGAGUUCCUCAUCGAACUUUUCCGGUGCUUCCUGAGGGCUGUGGCAGAGUUAGAUUCACCCAUAAUGCGCGGUGUGUUCCUAGCUGUUGCUGAACAGAAGCGGUUGAUUGAUACCAUCAGUUCAUACUGGACACAGGAUAAGGUUGAGGGAGAGUCCUGUACUGCAAAAAAAGCGUCGAUCAUUUGCGCGGCCCUGCAUGCCUUCAUCGAGGAGUGCUCACAUCCUCCAGUAGCUCAUCGACUCCCUCCUAUGUUUGGUCCCCCGACAGAGGCAUCAGACUCGAUGGAUGAUAAAGAUUUCUAUACCCCCGACCUCAGCAGCCUCAGUCGCUCUGCGGAGCUUUGUAGAGGGGACAGUUUGUGUUGGAACUGGCCUUGGCGUGGUAUCUGUGAUGUCCCUAUUGAUGGGCAAGAGGAGUAA
Messenger RNA from Perkinsus marinus ATCC 50983, 1200 nucleotides. RefSeq lists its product as hypothetical. The transcript is spliced from 7 exons. NCBI's taxonomy places the organism in Eukaryota, Perkinsozoa, Perkinsida, Perkinsidae. Gene Ontology annotation, biological process: cellular detoxification of cadmium ion; response to metal ion; detoxification of copper ion. Gene Ontology annotation, molecular function: metal ion binding; glutathione gamma-glutamylcysteinyltransferase activity. The record is from RefSeq and is a predicted model, not a curated record. Bases 1 to 1200 code for a protein of 399 amino acids.